GCAUAGCGGGCAUACUCAAAGUGAGGGGGCGGACGACUGCUGCCCUUCAUCACUUUUCAGCACAGUUUGAUACUGUUGUGCCCCCCCCCCUCUUUGGUGUUGUAUUUUAUCAGCUAUUUAUAUCUAUUUAAUCGCCGUGAGAAAAGAAAUGGCGCAGCCGGACGGCAAGAAAAUCUUCUUUGAGAACCUGUCGGGAGCAGGGAAAGCCAUCGCGGUACUGACGAGCGGAGGAGAUGCUCAAGGGAUGAAUGCUGCUGUACGUGCUGUGGUGCGAAUGGGCUUAUAUGUGGGAGCAAAAGUUUAUUUCAUUCACGAGGGAUAUCAGGGAAUGGUGGAUGGCGGGGAGAACAUACGGGAAGCAACAUGGGAAAGUGUCUCCAGCAUGCUGCAAGUGGGCGGGACCGUUAUCGGCAGCGCCCGCUGCAAAGAGUUUCGCUCUCACGAAGGACGGCUGAAGGCAGCUCACAACCUGGUGCAGCGCGGCAUCACCAACCUAUGUGUGAUCGGUGGAGAUGGCAGCCUGACUGGAGCCAACCUCUUCAGGGAGGAAUGGAGCGGGCUGCUGGGAGAGCUGGUAGAGCAAGGCUUGAUCGAAGCUGAUGCUGUCCAGAAGUACUCCGCCCUUCACAUCGUGGGCAUGGUUGGCUCCAUCGACAACGACUUCUGUGGAACUGACAUGACAAUCGGCACAGACUCAGCUCUGCAUAGAAUCAUCGAGGUGGUGGAUGCUAUCAUGACAACUGCACAAAGUCACCAGAGGACGUUUGUGUUGGAGGUCAUGGGCAGACACUGCGGCUACCUGGCCUUGGUGAGCGCUCUGGCUUGUGGUGCAGACUGGGUGUUGAUCCCUGAAAUGCCUCCAGAGGACGGCUGGGAGGAGAAGAUGUGUCAGAAACUGUCUGCGACCCGUUCCAGGGGCACAAGGCUGAACAUAAUCAUAGUUGCAGAAGGAGCCAUUGACAGGCAUGGGAAGCCUAUAACCUCUAGUUUUGUCAAGGAACUCGUUGUAAAAUGCUUGGGUUUCGACACACGAGUGACAAUCUUGGGGCAUGUGCAAAGAGGAGGGACCCCAUCGGCCUUCGACCGCAUCUUGGCCAGUCGUAUGGGUGUGGAAGCUGUUCUUGCACUUCUGGAAACCACAGCCAACACGCCGGCCUGUGUCGUCUCUCUGUGCGGGAACCAGUCGGUUCGCCUGCCUCUCAUGGAGUGCGUACAGAUGACUCAAGAGGUUCAGAAGGCCAUGGACCAGAAACGGUUUGAGGAGGCUGUGAGGCUGCGGGGCAGGAGCUUUGAAAACAACCUGAGGACGUACAAACUGCUGGCUCACCGUAAACCGGAAUCCGAACUGCCAGUUAGCAACUUCAACGUGGCGGUGUUGAACGUUGGGGCCCCUGCAGCGGGCAUGAAUGCCGCCGUGCGUUCGGCCGUCAGGGUGGGCAUCUCCGAGGGGCACAAGAUGUUUGCUGUCAGCGAUGGGUUCGAGGGAUUCUACAAAGGACAGAUUAAAGAGAUUAAAUGGGCUGAUGUCGGAGGAUGGACAGGACAGGGUGGAUCUCUGCUGGGAACCAAAAGAACUCUUCCCGCAAAGCAUGUUGACAAAAUUGCAGAGCAGAUGCGCAAGUACAAUAUAAAUGCACUGCUGGUAAUUGGUGGAUUCGAGGCCUUGCUGUCACUGCUGGAAUUGUUAACGGCUCGCGGGAAAUAUGACGAGUUCUGUGUGCCCAUGGUCAUGGUCCCAGCCACUGUCUCCAACAAUGUGCCGGGCUCAGACCUCAGCAUUGGCGCUGACACGGCCCUGAACGCCAUCACUACUACUUGCGACCGCAUCAAGCAGUCAGCUAGUGGGACCAAGAGACGCGUGUUCAUCAUCGAGACUAUGGGAGGCUACUGUGGCUACCUGGCCAGCGUAGGGGGCCUGGCUUCUGGGGCCGAUGCCGCAUAUAUCUUUGAGGAGCCUUUUGACAUCAGAGACCUGCAGGCCAAUGUUGAGCAUCUGACAGAGAAAAUGAAGACCACCAUUCAAAGAGGACUGGUCCUCCGGAAUGAGAACUGUAAUGACAACUACACAACAGACUUCAUCUAUCAGCUGUACUCUGAAGAAGGGAGGGGAGUGUUUGACUGCAGGAAGAAUGUGCUGGGACACAUGCAGCAGGGAGGAGCGCCAUCUCCGUUUGAUCGUAACUUUGGGACCAAGAUCUCAGCCAAGGCGAUGCAGUGGGUUUCCAAAAAACUGGUGGAGACGUUCAGACAAGAUGAAGGCCGAGUGUUUGCUAACACCGAGGACAGCUGCUGUCUGCUGGGGAUGCGCCGCAGGGCUCUGGUCUUCCAGCCUGUCGUGCAGCUCAAGGAAGAUACCGACUUUAUUCACAGGAUCCCCAAGGAGCAGUGGUGGCUGAAGCUGCGUCCUCUCAUGAAGAUCUUAGCCAAGUACAAGACGAGCUACGACGUCUCUGACUCCGGACAGCUGGAGCACGUCGUCCGCAACCGACCCAAAGAGUCGGACGCUUCAGUAGCCAUGUGAAGGCCCUAAAACCCCAGUCCGUGUGUAAGACUGAAAGUCUGCGAGGCGUCAGUCUAUGUGUUGUUAAAGAUCUCCAGUAACAACGUGAACACCUUGUCUCUCUGUGGCUACAUUAUGUGUUCAUUUCUUGCCCGUUAUUUCCUCCAGCGCAGCUCCCGUCCGUUUUGUCUUCACGUCGCGCCUCUGCAGCGCUCCCGUCGUCAAACUAGCACGACGCUCUUGCAAACACAUGCACAGCUGCCCCCGCCAUGCAUCUACGUGUCCUCGCUGACCUCGAUGUUUAGUGUCACCGUUGUUUUUAAAUUUGCACUUUCUCUGUCUCAAGUUGCUUAGUCAGGCUCUGAUUCCAGAGCUGCACAAGGACAGAAUAGACACUGUAUCUGCAGUAAAGACCAGUGUGUGAGUGUCUGCCUAGAACCAGUGUGGGGUUCAGCAUAUUUAUGUGAGACUGAUGCAAUACAGUUCUGCUGCUGCAAUUCAGGAGAACUGUGUGCUGUGCUUUACACUGAAACUAAUAUUUAUCUUUUUAACAUUGUUUAUUUUGCUUGUAAACAUGGAUAUAUUAAUAAUUGUAGGCACUGCUGUCCUGAGUAGCUGUCUGUUGUAUUGCACCAACAAGUUAGACGUGUAAGAGAAUGUUUCCCACAGAAUAAAAUCAGACUUGGAGAAGUGUA
Messenger RNA from Mugil cephalus (flathead mullet), 3195 nucleotides. It is a transcript of the gene pfkpa, whose product is annotated as phosphofructokinase, platelet a. Bases 149 to 2521 code for a protein of 790 amino acids. The record is from RefSeq and is a predicted model, not a curated record. NCBI's taxonomy places the organism in Eukaryota, Metazoa, Chordata, Actinopteri, Mugiliformes, Mugilidae. Gene Ontology annotation, biological process: fructose 1,6-bisphosphate metabolic process; canonical glycolysis; fructose 6-phosphate metabolic process. Gene Ontology annotation, cellular component: cytoplasm; membrane; 6-phosphofructokinase complex. Gene Ontology annotation, molecular function: ATP binding; 6-phosphofructokinase activity; monosaccharide binding. The transcript is spliced from 23 exons.